Messenger RNA from Plutella xylostella (diamondback moth), 1453 nucleotides. It is a transcript of the gene WDR79, whose product is annotated as Telomerase Cajal body protein 1 homolog. The record is from RefSeq and is a predicted model, not a curated record. Gene Ontology annotation, biological process: Cajal body organization. NCBI's taxonomy places the organism in Eukaryota, Metazoa, Arthropoda, Insecta, Lepidoptera, Plutellidae. Gene Ontology annotation, cellular component: Cajal body. Gene Ontology annotation, molecular function: protein binding; RNA binding.
UAUUUGACAUACGCAGCUGUAUGUAAAUAAGCUUGUUUGUUGGUUAUGUAUUUUAUUUUUUGCCUAUAAUUACUAGAAAUGGAUGAAAUACCAAUGGAACCUGCAAAUCUAGACAUUGAACCAAAUACAGCGUUGACCAUUACUCCAGAAAAUGUAGAAAUAUCCGAAGAAAACAUCGCUACCGGCGACCAACCUCAAUUCCAAUACCCACCACUAUUUCCAAGUAAAACUCUUUUGGAGCUCUGCAACUCUUCGUGGUCUCGUUCUCUGAAGGAUGGUGAUGAGUCCCAGCCUUACCUGCGCGGGUGUAAGUGGUCCCCUGACGGCACGUGCUGCCUGACCGUGGUCAAUAAUAAGGGAAUGCAUGUCGUUGAGUUACCAAAAGAUUUAUAUGUCGAUUCGGUGACGGCCGAUCGGGUUAUUGAUGUGUUGGAUUCGGUCAUUCAUGUGAAAGAGGCAGGACUAGUGUAUGACUACUGUUGGUACCCGGCUAUGAACAGUUGUGUUCCAGAGACAUGUUGUUGGCUAACCACCCUACAAAAUGCCCCUGUUCAGAUGUGGGAUGCGUUUGAUGGCUCCCUAAGAUGCAGCUACCGAGGCUUCAAUGCGGUGGACGAGAUGGAGCCGGCCUUAUCUGUCACAUUCAGUUCUGAUGGGACCAGGAUCAUUGCUGGCUACAAAAAGAUGCUAAGAACCUUUGAUGUUGGCAGGCCGGGCCGAGACUGUGCAGAAUACAAGAUAUCCUCCCCCGCAUCAUGCAUGGCGACCGACAGCAACCUGCUGGCCGUGGGCUCGUGGAACACCAGCAUCAGCCUGUACAGCGUCAGCGAGCUGGACACCUACAAGAGCAUAGGGAAAAUGCAUGGGCAUUCUGGUGGAGUAACCCAUAUGAAAUUCACUCCGGACGGCUUAAAACUAGUGAGUGGGGCUCGGAAAGACCACCGCCUGCUGGUCUGGGACAUCAGGUACUACAGGAGACCUCUCAACAUCCUCAGCAGAGCCGUGGACACUAACCAGAGAGUAUACUUCGACAUAUCGCCGUGUGGCAAGUACCUGAUGACAGGAGGAACUGAUGGUAUACUGAAGGUGUGGGACGUGAACAAAGUUGAUUGGACUUCGAGCAUCGAUACUGGGAGUGUAGAAACUGAUAAUGCAUCUUUUAAGUUUCCUCUACACUCCGACUGUUGCAACAGUGUGUCCAUACAUCCAUAUCGGCCUAUAGUAGCCACCGGCUCCGGACAACACCACUUCUCAGACCCGACUACCAUAGACAACGGAGAUAUAUCCCCAGAGAGGACCACAGACAAAACAAAUGAAGUGGAAAUGAAAUAUUCCAGCAAUUCCGAAAAUUGUUUAGUGUUUUGGUGGACUGGAGAGGUGCCGAAUUUAACGUAGAUUUUUGUACCUACUUUGUGUAAAUUGACUUGAAUAUAUCUGUGAUACUAAAUGAAAU